GGUCUCUCUCUCUCUCUCUCUCUCUCUCUCUCUCUCUCUCUCUCUUCUCCUCCCUCCCUCUCUCUUUAUCUCCCUCACCCUCCCUCUCUCUCGGAUUCAGAUUAUCUCCAUCAUCCUGCCGCUGAGAUGACGACUCCAGAAGCAGCAGGUACUUCCGGGGAUGGGGAGGGGGGCCCUCCGGCUCCGGCCCCAAACCUCACCAGCAACAGACGACUGCAGCAGACACAAGCACAAGUGGACGAGGUGGUGGACAUCAUGCGUGUCAACGUGGACAAAGUCCUGGAGAGAGAUCAGAAGCUGUCGGAGCUGGACGACCGGGCCGACGCCCUGCAGGCCGGAGCCUCGCAGUUCGAGAGCAGCGCCGCCAAACUCAAGAACAAGUACUGGUGGAAAAACUGCAAGAUGAUGAUCAUGAUGGCAGUUAUAGGUCUUAUAUGUUUUGGAGUCAUCUUCUUGUAUUUCUUCUACUGAGCUGGUCUUCAGGGAUAGACACACGAGUCGCAGGACGAGUCUGCACCAACGCCACCGAGCCAAAACCAAGCCUCUCCUCAGCGUUCCUCCUGCUCUUCAUCAUCCUCUUCCUCACCGAUGCCUCCAUGCUCCGUGUCUGUAAUGUGUUCCAGUCCUGUGCCUCCUUUUCUUCUUUCCUCUUGGGAGGAAUCCUGGGUGGAUUUAAUGUUCUUGUUUGUGUACCAGACAUCAGGACAGUUUAAAUUAUUAGGUCAUUUAAGAAAAUAAAUUAAACCGACUUUUUCUUCCUGGU
Messenger RNA from Cottoperca gobio, 763 nucleotides. Its product is annotated as vesicle-associated membrane protein 1-like. The transcript has 5 exons. Gene Ontology annotation, cellular component: membrane. The coding region runs from base 127 to 471 and encodes 114 amino acids. Gene Ontology annotation, biological process: vesicle-mediated transport. Lineage: Eukaryota; Metazoa; Chordata; Actinopteri; Perciformes; Bovichtidae. The record is from RefSeq and is a predicted model, not a curated record.